GAGAAAUGUCAAAAGUUUCGCGACCGCCGGCGACUCCGAAAACAAAAACGCGCUAUUUGUGGAAAUUUUGUUCGUUUUUCCUGUAAUUUUCCCGGAAAACCCUGCUAAAAGUGAGCUAGAAAUCAGUGCGAAAGCCGGCACGACCCGACGGAAAUGACGUCGAUCAUUAAACUGCACGCCAUUUCCGGCGCCAUGGAUGAAUCGCCACCGUGCUACAUUCUGCAAGUGGACGAGGUUCGCUUCCUGCUGGACUGCGGCUGGGACGAGAAGUUCGAUCCCAACUUCAUCAAAGAGCUGAAGAAGUACGUCCACACCAUCGAUGCGGUGUUGCUAUCAUACCCAGAUGGACUCCAUCUGGGCGCCCUGCCAUAUCUGGUCGGCAAGCUGGGCUUGAAUUGUCCAAUCUACGCCACAAUUCCGGUGUACAAAAUGGGCCAGAUGUUCAUGUACGAUCUGUUUAUGUCGCACUACAACAUGUACGACUUUGACCUGUUCACGCUGGACGACGUGGAUGCGGCUUUCGAUCGAAUUAUCCAGCUCAAAUACAACCAGAGCGUCUCGUUGAAGGGCAAGGGGUACGGAAUAACGAUCACUCCGUUACCAGCAGGGCACUUGAUCGGUGGCACGAUUUGGAAGGUGAUGAAGGUCGGCGAAGAGGAUAUCGUGUAUGCUACCGAUUUCAACCACAAGAAGGAACGGCAUCUGAACGGUUGUGAGCUGGAGAAAUUGCAGCGGCCAUCCUUGCUGAUCACCGAUGCCUACAAUGCAAAGUAUCAGCAGGCUCGACGAAGGGCCCGAGAUGAGAAAUUCAUGACGAACAUUCUGCAAACGUUAAGAAACAACGGCAAUGUGUUGGUCACUGUGGACACGGCCGGUCGAGUGCUAGAGUUGGCACACAUGUUAGAUCAGCUUUGGAAAAACAAGGAGUCCGGACUGAUGGCCUAUUCACUGGCUUUGUUGAACAAUGUAAGUUACAAUGUUGUGGAGUUUGCAAAAAGCCAAAUCGAAUGGAUGAGUGACAAAUUGAUGAAGAGCUUCGAGGGCGCCAGGAACAAUCCGUUUCAGUUCAAGCAUCUGCGGUUGUGUCAUACCAUGGCUGAUUUGGCUAAGGUGCCGAGUCCCAAGGUGGUCUUGGCCAGUUCGGCAGACAUGGAGAGUGGAUUCUCGCGAGAGCUGUUUGUUCAAUGGGCAAGUAAUGCGAACAACAGUAUUAUCAUCACCUGUAGAUCAUCGCCCGGUACCCUGUCCAGGGACCUGAUCGAGAACGGUGGCAAUGGCCGAAAGAUAGAGCUGGACGUACGACGUCGUGUCGAAUUGGAGGGAGCCGAGCUCGAAGAAUAUAUGCGAACAGAAGGAGAGAAGCACAACCGAUCGAUCAUCAAAAGCGACAUGGAUCUUGACAGCAGUUCCGAUUCUGACGACGAGCUGGAGAUGAGCGUCAUCACAGGGAAGCACGACAUAGUCGUACGGCCGGAAGGCCGUUCCCAUACUGGAUUUUUUAAAUCGAGCAAAAAGCAGUACGCAAUGUUUCCGUUCCACGAAGAAAAGAUCAAAUUUGACGAAUAUGGUGAAAUAAUUCAACCGGACGACUACAAGAUGAUUGAUCUGGGCCCUGACGGUGGUUUCGAGGACAACAAGGAAAAUCAAAUCAAACCUGAAGACAUCAAAAAGGAAAAGGGUGAAGAACUCUCCGUUCUGGACAAACCCACCAAGUGCAUCAGCAGCCGCAAGCUGGUGGAGAUCAACGCUCAGGUCCAGUUUAUUGAUUUUGAAGGACGUUCAGAUGGAGAGUCGAUGCUGAAAAUCCUAUCUCAGCUCCGCCCUCGUCGGGUGGUGGUCAUACGCGGAUCGCCUCAAAACACCGCUCACAUUGCCGAACACUGUCAGCUGAACAUCGGAGCCAGGGUGUUCACACCGAACCGAGGCGAGGUCAUCGAUGCGACCACCGAGACCCACAUCUACCAGGUGCGGUUGACGGAGGCGUUGAUUUCCCAGCUGGAAUUCCAGAAGGGCAAGGAUGCCGAAGUGGCUUGGGUUGAUGCGCAGAUCGUCAUCCGGAACAAGCAAUUCAGUGCACAAGGGGCUGAGGAUGAUGUUAGCGGACCGCUGAGUGGCAUGACCAACAAUGCUACCACCAACAAUGCAAUUGCAGCUGCGGCGGCAGCUGCUUCCGAUACGCCGAUGGAUGUCGAUCAGGUUGAAGGUGGCGAUGACAAAAGCGAUCGACAGAUACUGACCCUGGAACCGAUGAAGAACGAAGAACUGCCGGCACACAACUCGGUGUUCAUCAACGAGCUGAAGCUGAUUGACUUCAAGCAAAUCCUCAUGAAGGCGAACAUCAAUUCGGAGUUCUCUGGCGGUGUCCUGUGGUGCAGCAACGGAACGGUAGCGUUGCGACGAGUGGACACCGGUAAGGUUACGGUGGAGGGUUGCCUAUCUGAGGAGUACUACAAAAUACGAGAGCUCUUGUACGAGCAGUAUGCUAUUGUUUAACUAUACAGUCUAAAUAAAGUAUCCAUUAGAUGCUUGUUCCAUCCAUUUGA
Molecule: messenger RNA, 2543 nt
Organism: Aedes albopictus (Asian tiger mosquito)
Lineage: Eukaryota; Metazoa; Arthropoda; Insecta; Diptera; Culicidae
Gene: CPSF2
Product: probable cleavage and polyadenylation specificity factor subunit 2
Exons: 3
Coding region: 154-2493 (779 amino acids)
Biological process (GO): mRNA 3'-end processing by stem-loop binding and cleavage
Cellular component (GO): mRNA cleavage and polyadenylation specificity factor complex
Molecular function (GO): RNA binding
Source: RefSeq, a predicted model, not a curated record